This is a messenger RNA of Alternaria atra, 1224 nucleotides long. RefSeq lists its product as uncharacterized. NCBI's taxonomy places the organism in Eukaryota, Fungi, Ascomycota, Dothideomycetes, Pleosporales, Pleosporaceae. Gene Ontology annotation, molecular function: aminopeptidase activity. The coding region runs from base 1 to 1224 and encodes 407 amino acids. The record is from RefSeq and is a predicted model, not a curated record. The transcript has a single exon.
AUGUCUUCACUCUCGGCAUCCUCUACUCCGCGUCAGCGCAUCCGGGACCUAUUGCCGACUUUGUAUCUGGGUCGUUACCAACCUGGCCCGAAGAACAGCUUGACAGAUGUCCCUGGUGUGCUUGUGCACACGGAGUCCAUCCAUUCAUCGCCUGCUUACCCCAAUGCACCACCGAACGACAUCAAUACAGGUGUUACAACCAUUGUCCCACGUAAGGACUGGUUCCACAAAGCUUGUUUUGCGGGUAUAUUUCGCUUCAAUGGCUCUGGAGAGAUGACCGGGGCGCACCUGAUCGAGGAGAUGGGUCUCUUGUUUUCUCCAAUCAUCAUUACGGGGAGCUUCGGCGUUGGCUCAGCAUACAACGGCAUCUACGAGUAUGCUAUCCGCGAAAAUUGCGACAAAAACGGCAAGGUCGAUUGGUUCCUCCUGCCUGUUGUUGCAGAGACCUUUGAUGGUUUCUUGCACGAUGUGUCCAAGUUUGCCGUGACACCGAAGCACGUCGUAGAUGGCAUAGAUAAGGCGAGCAGCGAGCCUGUAAAAGAAGGCAACACGGGAGGUGGCACAGGCAUGAUCUGCCACUACUUCAAAGGAGGGACAGGGUCUAGCUCUCGUGUGGUGCCUGGUGAAGAUGGCAAGAGCUAUACCGUUGCUGCGCUUGUCCAAGCAAACUACGGCAAGAUGUGGGAUUUCAAGAUUGGAGGUGCGCCCGUCGGGAGACUCAUCUACGAAGAGCAGAAGCGCAAGAUUGAAGAGAACCCUGACGACCCAGAGUUACUAGCGCAAGCCAACUUGCUGUUCAAAGUGAAGAAAGAGAAGGACAAGAAAGACGGGUCUAUCAUCAUAGUUCUUGCCACAGACGCCCCGCUUCACCCGCAACAACUGCAACGACUGGCCAAACGUGCGACUGUCGGACUAUCUCGUGUAGGCGGUUAUGGUACAAACUCCUCGGGCGAUGUAUUCCUCGCUUUCUCUACAGCCAACGAGCUGAACGUUCAGACGGUCACGGCUGGGCAAGCAUCUGUCGAUCCGUACAAAGCGAGAGAAGUGCCAGUGAAAAUGACCGAUGAUCAGACUAUCAAUGCCUUAUUCGAGGCGAGUGCUGAUGCGGUUGAAGAGGCCAUAUACAACGUGGUCUGUAUGGCGGAGACGAUGGAAGGCAACGGAAAUAAGAUCGAAGGGUUAAAUCUAAGUCGAGUGAAGGAAUUGAUGCAGAAGUAUCUGUAG